AUGCCGCUCGUAAACUCAGUCAUCUGUGUGGCCUUGAUUACUGGCAUAGUAGUUAUUUUGACUCGUUGUGCCUUCAAGCCUCAGGACAACAAAGCGCCGGUAACCAGAGGUCAAAACAUUUCCCCUCCUGAGCUUCCUUUGUCUGUUGCCCAGAUCAUACAUUCCUUUUUCACAGCACCGUUCGACUUCAUAUCAGAAGGUUUUAAGGUAACCGGUUCUAAUACCUUUCGAUUUCGACUACGGAAUAAUGAAGUCAUUGCGGUAUCGGGUGAUGAGGCAAGACGGACGUUCUUUGGGGCCAAAGAUUUGAAUCUCUAUGCAGGUUUUCAGGUACUAAUUGGUACUAUACCUGCCGGUCUCAAUCCUCAGGCCCUUCAUGGUAUAUACAAGCGAUUAAAUGGUCUUCAGCGACCCGACAACCUCCAAAGCUUACUUCCGCAAUUGAUCGAGGACUGUCAUCAAAAGAUGCAUUCAUGGGACGAACUCGUAAUAGAUCCAUGCGCCACUUUACAUGAUGUUACUUUCCAGAUGAUCAUCCGUGCCGUUACUUGCCAUGAUGUUGCGGAAGAUACGAAGCUUGUAUCCCGCUUGAAAUACCUUUAUGAUAUUAUUGAUGCAUCAGUCAAGCCCUUGCGCUCCUUUGCUUGGGUACCUGGUCUUGCAACUUUCAACAAGAUGUGCGCAUCUAUGUAUGUCUAUUGGACGUUCAAGCAAGCUGUCCAGAAACGGGUCAACAGUGGCGUGCGAAGAAACGACACUCUUCAGCAGCUCCUUGACUCUGGGGAAAGUUCCCAAUGUAUUGUCGGGUUUAUGAUGGGACUGCCUAUCGCUGGGGCGCGAUCCACAGGAACAAUUGGCACAUGGCUUCUCCUAUACCUCGCCUCUGAACCAACUUGGUUCAGAGCCGUACGCAACGAGAUUAAAAGCUUGGCUACAAUGUACGGAGUAACAACCUCGUCGGAGGAAGAUAUAAUGGGGAUGUUAUCGGCCAUCCCUCUUGCCGGUUGGGAGUCCAAAACCCCGCAGCUGGAUCUCUGUAUUCGUGAAACACUCCGGAGAGCUCAGCCACAUACGGCGGUACGGCGCAACAUUGGGCCUGACCUGCCAAUUGGCGCUUAUACAAUCCCAUCCAAUGCCUUCGUCCUAUAUCCGUUCUCUGAUGCGGCGCUGAACCCCACCCUUUAUCCAGACCCAUUACGCUGGGAUCCCGGCCGCACAGUUGUCGACAAGGACGCAUUCAUCGGGUGGGGGGGCGGCACACACUUAUGCAAAGGCCAGCGUCUGGCCAAUUUGACCUUGAAGAUCAUAGUGGCCUACACUUUGAUGAAUUAUGACAUCGAUCUGGUCAACAAUAAUGGCGACGUAGUCACUGGCCCCCCCGUUCCAGACUGGAAUGACUACUUAACAUGUCGGCCUACAGGCGAUUGCACGCUUUGUUUUACAAAGUGCAGACAGCCAACCUAUAAGUUAUAA
Messenger RNA from Aspergillus tubingensis, 1473 nucleotides. RefSeq names its product cytochrome P450. Lineage: Eukaryota; Fungi; Ascomycota; Eurotiomycetes; Eurotiales; Aspergillaceae. The record is from RefSeq and is a predicted model, not a curated record. The coding region runs from base 1 to 1473 and encodes 490 amino acids. Gene Ontology annotation, molecular function: oxidoreductase activity, acting on paired donors, with incorporation or reduction of molecular oxygen; monooxygenase activity; iron ion binding. The transcript is spliced from 6 exons. Gene Ontology annotation, biological process: sterol metabolic process.